Messenger RNA from Branchiostoma floridae (Florida lancelet), 1501 nucleotides. RefSeq names its product C-type lectin domain family 10 member A-like. The record is from RefSeq and is a predicted model, not a curated record. The transcript has 4 exons. Lineage: Eukaryota; Metazoa; Chordata; Leptocardii; Amphioxiformes; Branchiostomatidae. Bases 264 to 1031 code for a protein of 255 amino acids.
AUGUUGACAAUUGGGAAGCGAGGGGAUUCACAAACCCCAAACAAUCACGUUUGACUGGUUACCUGACGCUGACGCAACUUGAAAAUGUAUGCAAAUUUAGUGAACACGGUUGCCCAUUGGCUGAAGCAGAAACUUGACCUACGCUACAGGCAAGGCACAAACAUUCAGAUCAACACGGAACUAAAACUGUGCCAACUAACUUCUUCCUUCAAGUUUCUGGAUUCUAAGGCUGUUGUACGGGUGUGCAGUGUAGAAUUUCAACAAUGUAUCUAAUUUAUAUGGGCCUGGUACUUCUUGCCAUGGAGUGCACGGGACAACCAACAUUUGAUUGCCGGAGCCCGGAAGAGAAAUGUAUCUGCAAUCCGGUGGUGAACGUUGCAGGCCAGUCUUGUAACUUUGACGGGCUCGCGGACAUCCAGGCGAUGCUGAUCGCUCAACAGGUACAGAUCGCACGACUUCAGAACGACUCGGACACAUCUGAGAUCAGUCGCCUGUCUCAUCUAUUGGCCGAACAGAAGAACAUCACAGACAUUCUGAAGGAGAGAGUUGCUCAGCUUGAGGAGAGAAUCAGGGACACAGCAAGCAUGGAAACCACGUCUUCCCUCAUCACAGAAUCUCAGCCCACAGACUCGUCCGGCACUUGCCCAGUUGGCUACCAGCGGUUCCAGAGGACCUGUUAUCGCUUCUCCACUGAUCAGAAACCGUACAGCGAGGCACGGGCCAUUUGUCAUGGAGAUGGCGGUCACCUAGCAACAGUGAAGAAUAAUGAGACACACGACUUCCUGACCAAUCACGUGAGAGCUACAACUAGAGACCACACCUGGAUCGGGCUGAGUGAUCAGGUGACAGAGGGGCUGUGGGUUUGGGAUGAUGGUACUUCACUGGUUGGUGAUGGGAUCUGGGGUACAGGCGAACCAAACGGUAGCACAGGGGAAAACUGUGCUCAGAUCUACCCUGGACACCAUAACUACCGCUGGAAUGAUAGUACAUGCCCAAGCUCUUACUACUACAUCUGUGAAGUCCUUGCUUAGACAGAUGCUUGUAAGAAGGGGUCCAGGUGACUUAAGGGGAAGACCAAUGUCUUGAUGUAACUACGUUUAUGCUUAGUCUUAUGUACCCAUGUAUUCCAGUAAACACCACAAAUAGACUUAAUCAGCCUCUAUUUAAACUAAAGAACUGUUAACAGUAUGAUGUGUUUUUAACAUGUAAAGAUGUGCUUCACCAAAAUGGUAACUCUCUCUCUCUAAUCAGAGGUGUGUACAUGUAUCUUAUAAGGCACAGAGGUAGUACUUUAUAAAGCAGCAAUUACAAGCUAAGUUUGAGUCAGUUUCUUCAUAGAUAGUGUAUCACACAAGCUCUGCAUUGAAACUUUUCCUUUAACCUUAACAAUAAUUUGAGACCAAUACACAGAAGAGUGUGAAAAUAUGCUGUAUUGUAAACAGUUUCAUGACCAUUUAACCUUCUCUAUGUUGAAAACCCCAUAACCAAUACAAAAUGUAAU